AUGGACAGUUUUGAUAAUCUAAGUGCGUCAGAGAAAGCGGAAGCGACAGAGCUCCAAAGGCUGAUUGCAAUAGAGCAGCAGAAAGCGCAGUUCCAGGCCCAGGUGCACAACUUCACAGAUGUGUGCUGGGACAAGUGUGUGGACAGCCCAGGCUCAAAAUUAGACUACAGGACAGAGACUUGCCUUGUGAGCUGCGUGGAGCGAUUCAUAGACACCACCUUGGCCAUCACCAAUCGCUUCACGCAGAUGGUGCAGAAAGGCACUCAUUGA
This is a messenger RNA of Nerophis lumbriciformis (worm pipefish), 270 nucleotides long. The record is from RefSeq and is a predicted model, not a curated record. Lineage: Eukaryota; Metazoa; Chordata; Actinopteri; Syngnathiformes; Syngnathidae.